GCGAUUAGGGCUUCGAUCUCCACUCGCCUCGCAAGCCUUCCCGAAGCCUCCUCCAUCUCCGCCGCCGCCGCCGCCGCCGCCGCCGCGUCAUGGGCGUCUACACCUUCGUGUGCCGGAGCUCCGGCGAGGAGUGGACGGCCAAGCAGCUCAAGGGCGAGCUCGAGGCCUCCGCCGCCACCCCCUACGAGCUGCAGCGCCGCCUCGUCGCCGCCGCGUCCGCCGCCGACUCGGCCGCCGGGGUCCAGUCCUCCUUCGCCAUGGUCUCCCCCAGCUCCGCCGUCUUCCAGGUGAUCAUCGGUGCUGUUGGUGGUGGUGCUGCCAUUGGAGGUGCUGCUGCUGGCGGUGCCGCUGCUGGUGGAGCUGCCGCCGAGGCCCCCAAAGCCGAGGAGAAGAAGGAAGAGGAGAAGGAAGAAAGUGAAGACGACCUUGGAUUCUCCCUCUUUGAUUAGAUUUUGCUUUCAUAUAUCCAGCAAAUUUGUCAUGGUCCUCUUGCAGUAGUUUUGGUGUUUGAUGCUCAUGCUCUUGCAGUAGUUUUGGUGUUUGAUGCUCAUGCUCUUGCAGUAGUUUUGGUGUUUGAUGCUCAUGAACCAGAAGGCCUUGUGAACCUGCUAAGUAUGAUAAGAUAAUUUGUGGUCAUGAAUGUUGGCUAUAUCUGUGUGACUUGCAGUUUAUGUUGAGAUUUUGGUUA
Oryza sativa Japonica Group (Japanese rice) is the source of this 688-nucleotide messenger RNA. Its product is annotated as large ribosomal subunit protein P3-like. Gene Ontology annotation, biological process: translational elongation. Gene Ontology annotation, molecular function: structural constituent of ribosome. Gene Ontology annotation, cellular component: ribosome. The record is from RefSeq and is a predicted model, not a curated record. NCBI's taxonomy places the organism in Eukaryota, Viridiplantae, Streptophyta, Magnoliopsida, Poales, Poaceae.